Xenia sp. Carnegie-2017 is the source of this 1480-nucleotide messenger RNA. RefSeq names its product TNF receptor-associated factor 2-like. NCBI's taxonomy places the organism in Eukaryota, Metazoa, Cnidaria, Anthozoa, Malacalcyonacea, Xeniidae. The coding region runs from base 208 to 1317 and encodes 369 amino acids. The transcript has 6 exons. Gene Ontology annotation, cellular component: cytoplasmic side of plasma membrane; plasma membrane signaling receptor complex. The record is from RefSeq and is a predicted model, not a curated record. Gene Ontology annotation, molecular function: tumor necrosis factor receptor binding; ubiquitin protein ligase binding; zinc ion binding. Gene Ontology annotation, biological process: protein K63-linked ubiquitination; regulation of apoptotic process; regulation of canonical NF-kappaB signal transduction.
AAAAAUUAAGAAAAAAAACGUAGGUGAAAAUAUUCCAUAGUUAUGACGCGGGAAAUUUCCAUACAGCUGUAUCAAUUUUUGCUUCGGACGGUUCUAAACGAAAAUUCACUUGCCUUUCAUUUAUUACGAAAGAAACCAGUCUAUACAUCUCUUUAUCUACUAAUGUAAAACUUACUUUUAGAACUGUGUUGACUUUCUAUUAAACCUAUGCAGGCUUUCCCGGAGAAUUUCGCAGAACGUGAAUUGAAAAAUAUUCGUUUACAUUGUCUCUCUGAAGAGUGCAAAUGGUUUGGUGCCUAUGAAGAAUUGGAAGGUCAUUCUCAAGUUUGUGAGCAUGCGCUCAUCAGCUGCGUACAUAAGCAGUGUAACAUUCAGCUACCUCUCUCUCUUCUUGAUGAACAUUUGAAUAAUGAUUGUGAAUAUCGAAAUGUGAAAUGUGAAUAUUGUGGUAAAGAUGUCCCGUAUGCUUCACUUAAGAAGCACGAAGAAAUAAUGUGUGAAAAUUAUGGAGUGGUUUGUAAGUAUUGUAUGCAAAUGAUACCAAGGAAAGAUAUUGAACAUCAUGAAAGUACGACUUGUGAUGAAGUGCCGACUAAAUGUGAAUUUCAAGCCAUUAGUUGCAACCAUGAUAAAACUUUAAAACGACAGGAGAUCAGACAACAUAUGAAUGACACUCCAAUUAAUCACGUGAGCCUCUUGUUACGAUAUGUUAUGGCAUUUGUUAUACAGCUUGGUAACUUUGUGCUACGUCCAGAGUUUACCACUCCAUUGCGAAGACUUGUUGACCAAGUCACUGCUUUUCGUGCAUAUUACUUUGAAAAAUUUGUGAUGUUAGAUGGCAAAAUUACAGGUCUGGAAAGAAGAAUUGAAUGUCUCGAGGGUAGUGGUGGUAGCAAUAGUUAUAACACCCAGUUGUCCUCAGAGGUUUCCUUGUUGCGUGAAAGAAUUGCAACACUUGAGCGACAAGCGAAAGACGAUUCUUCCACUAUACAACGGUUUCGUGAGCGUUUAGAUCAAGUAGACGAAUCAAUACACAACGUGAAGAGCGCACUGGGAUCAAAUCAGGCCAUACAAAGCUACAAUGGUACGUUACUUUGGAAAAUAGACAACUUCAAUCGAAAGCGACAGGACGCCAUUAAUGGUGUUAAGAAUGCCUGGUACAGUCCACCAUUUUACAGUUCUCAAUAUGGUUACAAGAUGUGUGCUAACAUCUGUAUGAAUGGUGAUAGUCGGGGAAAUGGAACUCAUUUAUCUUUGUUCUUUGUUAUCAUGAAAGGUGAUUACGAUGCUCUACAAACAUGGCCAUUUCAGAAAUAGAUCACAAUGAUGUUUAUAGCUCAAGGAAAUGGUGAUCACAUGAUUGAUGCUUUUCAUUCAGAUCCUCAAAGUUCCUUAUUUAAGCGACCAGAGUCUGAUUUGAAUCCAUUUGGAUUGCCACUUCUAAUUUGGCCGAUAGAGAGUUUAAGCAAUCUUCUGUUCA